Messenger RNA from Vitis vinifera (wine grape), 915 nucleotides. RefSeq names its product ankyrin repeat-containing protein YAR1-like. The transcript has 3 exons. The record is from RefSeq and is a predicted model, not a curated record. NCBI's taxonomy places the organism in Eukaryota, Viridiplantae, Streptophyta, Magnoliopsida, Vitales, Vitaceae. Gene Ontology annotation, molecular function: protein binding. Bases 1 to 915 code for a protein of 304 amino acids.
AUGGCAUCUACAGAUGUUGCGGAUGCAGAAGCAGGGGCUAGGGCUUCUUCACGUGUUGCGGAUGCAAAAAAAAAGGAGAGGAUUAAGAGAGACUUGACUGAAGGCAUCACCGGAAGUUGGGAAAGUGUAGUAAAGAUAUACGAGGAGCAUCCAGAAGCUCACACGAUGAAGAUCAGUAAAUUAGAGAACACUGCAUUGCAUAUAGCGGUGGAAAGCCGGCGAGGAGACACAGUUGAACAGCUAGUCGAACAGAUUACUAAGAGUACUACGGAAAAGCCUGAGGAUGUUCUCUCUAAAGAAAAUGAAAGAGGGAAUACUCCCCUCCAUUGGGCAGCUUCAUUGGGAAACAUUGAGAUGUGCAAAUGCAUCACCGGUGAGUAUAAACAACUGUUGCGUAAACGCAACAAGGAGUCUGAAACGCCUCUUUUCUUGGCAGUUCGCCAUGGUAAGAAAGACGCUUUCCUUUGGCUCUAUAAAGAGUUCGAGGACGACACAAAAGCGCAUGAGUGCUGUGGAAUCGAGGGUGGAGGCACUGUUCUGUACUGCGCCAUUGAAGGAGGAUAUAUGGAUCUCGCAUUUCAAAUCAUUCAAAUGGAUGAAAAUCCGAAUCUCAAGGCCAAGCAUCUCAUGGACUACUUAGACAAUGAAAAGUCUACACUACAUCUCCUAGAUGAGAAACCUACUGCAUUUAGAAGCGGGAUUCAUCUCGGCUUGUUCAAGAAAAUCAUUUAUAAUUGUAUAUUUGUUGAAGAACUCAUCCCAGAGACUUCACUCGAGAGCCCCCAACAUCCAAAGAACUAUCAAACCUGUAUCAACUUCUUUCAAAAGCCAUGGCAGAUGAUUAAACUACUAGGUGGUGUAGGGACCCCUCCCCCGAUGACAAGUGGCGCACACCUCUACCCAGAUCGACCCUAG